Aspergillus japonicus CBS 114.51 is the source of this 1397-nucleotide messenger RNA. RefSeq names its product Bicupin, oxalate decarboxylase/oxidase. The record is from RefSeq and is a predicted model, not a curated record. NCBI's taxonomy places the organism in Eukaryota, Fungi, Ascomycota, Eurotiomycetes, Eurotiales, Aspergillaceae. The coding region runs from base 13 to 1395 and encodes 460 amino acids. Gene Ontology annotation, biological process: oxalate metabolic process. The transcript has 3 exons.
CAUACUCACACCAUGCAUUUACUAUCGAGGUCCCCUCAGUCUCUGCUGGCGUUAGUGGCCGUGACCGGCUUAAUCGGACGAAGCCAUGCUGGCCCAGUACCCAACGAUGUUUAUCAGCAGUUGAUGCAGAUCCCCGCCUCCUCACCCUCGACUUUCUUCAACAGCAACAGCAAAGAGCCUUUCACCCCUGACCACCGUGAUCCCUGGGACCAUAAGGUGGAUGCCAUCGGAGAAGAUCGAGAGCCCCUUCCCUGGCGGAUGGGCGAUGGCGCCUCGAUGAUGGGACCGCGGAACAAGGACCGCGAGCGCCAGAACCCCGACCUGGUCCGGCCCCCGAGCACCGACCACGGCUCGCUGCCCAACAUGCGAUGGUCAUUCGCUGACUCGCACGUGCGAAUUGAGGAAGGCGGCUGGACGCGCCAAACCACGGUCCGCGAGCUCGGAACAAGCAAGGAGCUCGCCGGGGUGAACAUGCGCCUCGACAGCGGGGUCUACCGAGAGCUACACUGGCAUCGGGAGGCCGAAUGGGCGUACGUCCUCGCGGGCCAGGUGCGCGUGACCGGCAUCGAUCUCGACGGAAACGCGUUCAUCGACGAUUUGGAAAAGGGAGAUCUGUGGUACUUCCCCUCCGGCCACCCGCACAGUCUGCAAGGACUCGGGGAGAACGGCACCGAGUUUCUCUUGAUCUUCGACGAUGGCAAUUUCAGUGAGGAGUCAACGUUCCUGCUGACGGAUUGGAUGGCGCACACUCCGAAAGCAGUCCUCGCCGAGAACUUCCGCCUCCGCCCCCAACUCUUCAAGAACCUGCCCACGAGCGAGAAAUACAUCUUCCCGGGCUCGCACCCGGCUUCCAUCCCCAAAGAGAUCCCGCCGAACUUCAAACCCUCCAAGGAGCGGUUCACCCACAGGAUGCUCGCGCAGGAGCCCGAGCGCACCUCGGGCGGCGAGGUGCGCAUCACCGACUCGUCCAACUUCCCCAUCUCCAAGACGGUGGCGGCCGCGCACCUGACGAUCCAGCCGGGGGCCCUGCGCGAGAUGCACUGGCACCCCAACGCGGACGAGUGGUCGUACUUCAUCCGCGGGCGGGCGCGGGUGACCGUCUUCGCGGCGGAGGGCAACGCGCGCACCUUCGACUACGUGGCGGGCGACGUGGGGAUCGUGCCCAAGAACAUGGGCCACUUCAUCGAGAACCUGUCGGACGAGGACGAGGUUGAGGUCCUCGAGAUCUUCCGCGCGGAUCGGUUCCGCGACUUCUCGCUGUUCCAGUGGAUGGGCGAGACGCCGCGGCGCAACGUGGCGGAGCAUCUGUUCGCGGAGGAUCCUGAGGCGGCGCGGGAGUUUUUGAAGAGUGUCGAGAGCGCGGAGAAGGAUCCCAUUCGGGAUACUUUGGCUUGAAG